AUGGGUGUCUCUCGGAAAUGGUUGCCUGCGAGUCUUCUUGUGCUCUGCAUUGUCUUCCAGUUGAGUGCAAUGCUUGCUCAAGGUGAUGACAAGGUUGACAAAGCUAGGUUUCGUGAUGAUAAUUGUCGAUGGGGCCGCCGCUGCGGUGGCCGUUUUGGUGGCGGUGGAGGUCGUGGUGGAGGUCGUGGUGGAGGAGCUGGAGGUGGUAUAGGCGGUGGUGGUGGCUUUGGUGGUGGUGGUGGUCAUGGUGGAGGUUUUGGAGCAGGUGGUGGAGCUGGUGGAGGUGUAGGAGGUGGUGCUGGUGGAGGGGGUGGCGGGGGAGGUAUAGGAGGAGGCGGUGGAGGUGGAUCAGGAGGCGGUGGUGGUGUCGGUGGUGGUUCUGGUCAAGGAGGAGGCUUUGGUGCAGGUGGUGGUGUGGGCGGUGGAGCUGGUGGAGGUGGAGGUCUUGGAGGAGGAGGUGGCGGAGGAUCCGGAGGCGGUGGUGGUGUUGGAGGAGGUUCUGGACACGGAGGAGGUUUCGGUGCCGGCGGUGGUGUAGGCGGUGGAGCUGGUGGAGGAGGUGGAGGAGGUGGAGGAGGAGGUGGUGGAGGAGGAGGCGGCGGCGGUGUGGGUGGAGGAUCUGGCCAUGGAGGAGGUUUUGGCGCCGGCGGUGGAGCUGGUGGUGGUUUAGGCCACGGCGGGGGUGUAGGUGGCGGAGCUGGCGGUGGCCACGGAGGAGGAUUUGGAAUUGGAAUUGGGAUUGGCAUUGGAGUGGGAGCUGGUUCUGGUUCUGGUAAAGGAGUUGGAGUUGGGAGUGGGAGCGGCUCCGGUGGGGGUGGUAAACAUUAA
Argentina anserina (silverweed cinquefoil) is the source of this 828-nucleotide messenger RNA. Its product is annotated as glycine-rich cell wall structural protein 1-like. Lineage: Eukaryota; Viridiplantae; Streptophyta; Magnoliopsida; Rosales; Rosaceae. Bases 1 to 828 code for a protein of 275 amino acids. The record is from RefSeq and is a predicted model, not a curated record. The transcript is spliced from 4 exons.